CUUCUAGAAUACCAAUGAACACAUCUUCUCGUCAACUGUUCGAACCAUCUAUAUGCUCUUUUUCACUCUUUGACGUUUAACGGUCUUCAAGGAUUUUCUACUCUUCGGGGCUACACCCACUCCCAAUAGAAAACAUGUCCUCUCCAACGGUUGACGGUCCUUCUCGCCGCAGUCUUUCUAGAUCAGCUCACCCGCUGGUCUCACAGUUCGGCGGUCCUAGCCCCCAGGACCCCGCUGGUCGUGGGGCACACGAUCAUUACUCUGACAUGUUUCCCAACUUUGGUCAACGCAUUGAAGAAGACGAAUCUGACAAAGAUCCAACGUACAUAUCAAGUGAUGAAGACACCCCUGGAUCUUUGAACGGCCAUGAUGGCUCCAAUUACGGUUCACUUACAGAAACCAGACGCGUAUCGGCCACUAGCAAAACCCGAGGGUACCCAGAAGACUCGUCCUCCCCUCCCCAGCAACGCCCCAAUAGGUUCCACCGUCCCGCAAAGACGUGGCUAAAACUAACAAGAGAAGAUCGAAGGAUAGUUGGAGAAUUAGAGGAGGCCUACGCGGGAGACUUAGCAGCCCAACUAUACCACGCCCAUAUCAUUCAGCUCGAGAAAAGGGCAAGCGUGGGAGCCACUGAUGAAAUCCAGCCAAAGAAGGACAAACCAACCGAUGCUGCGUCAGAAGAGUAUGAAUCCGACGCAUCCAGAUCUCUUGACAGCAUAGAAGAAUGGGCCGCGUGGCCAAUGCCCGGCGAUGAAGUUCCGCGUCCAAACGAACACUUUCGAAGGACAAAAGACGACAUGUUCAUCUUUAGAAUGAACCCAGAUCCACACCCGGGUGCAGAACUAGAGGAAUCCAUUAUAACAUCCAUGCUGAGGACAGCCAAAGAAAAUUUUCGAUCCAGGAGCUCAUCCUCUCCAACCCCUUCCAGCAAUGCGGAAUAUGCCGAAUCGGAUACUAGCGACGAAACUUCUUACGCAGAUGAACAGUCAGCAAGCGACAUUGCAAGGAUCAUCCAUAAUGACAGAGCUCUUCUGCGCGCAGUUCUGAAAGACAACCCCUCCGUAUCUGGAUCAAGUACUUCCGGCUCGGAUACUGAUGAUGAUUCCAGUACAGAGAUACGGCUGAGGAAAAACUCAGAGUAUAUUACCGUGCCCCAACGUCCAGUCGUCCAAGCGGAUGAUGAUAUUUCACGACACCAGUUGCGGCCACUCGCUCGAAAUAUAAUUGCCCAAGUUGAAGAACUUCUCGUGGGAAUUCACUAUGCACAGGAAGAUUCAGACGUGCCAGAAAAUAGUUCAAACAGUGAAAAUGAUUCUGAUAGUGAGAGCCUAGCCUCGAGGUCCUCAUUGCCUAUGGGGAUGGGCACAUCCAGGUCGAGCCGGGCCAGCUCGGAAGGUGAAGUAGGAACUGAUACCGAAAGCUUGUCGUCUUCAAUAACCAGAAACACAACGCGGUACCCUGAUAGAGACCGCUCUAGGGGAAGGAAGCGCGCACGGCAAUCGUCAUCAUCACCUACUGCCAAGUCGCGCAGUUCCCGGUUCUCCAGUGACCGUACGUCAACUGCCGCAGGCUCACGCUCCGUUUCCGCCGACAGCAAUUCGGGUCCGCGUCUUUUUGACUGGAAAGACAUGUUAGCCAUUGCGUCUCGAGUAGGCUUACCACCCGCUGUCAUCAUGCGCACUACCCAGAGAUGCGUUGCGCUAUUCGACGAGGCCGCUACGCCCGAACUUGCCGAUGAAAAUGUGGCCGAAAGGAAAUCGAAAUUUCCGGGAAAGAAUUCAGACGCAAAUGAAUGGCCAUGCUCUCUUUCCGCUUCAGGAGAAAAUGUGCCGCAUGCUCAACCGUUAUCUAAGCCUGUUGAUGACGGGAACAUGGCGCAUGAUUCCAUUGCUCUUGCUCGUGGUCGCUUUGUUUGUCCCAUAAAAACCUGCGCUCGAUCGAAACAUGGGUUUUUACGACAGUGGAAUCUCAACCAGCACAUGAAAACCAUGCACCCAGGAAGAGUAUCUAAGAACUAGCAAUGACAGAUAGAGUACUCUGUACCUAGGGUAAAUAAUGAUAUCUCGUAAUGAAAAGAACUUCUGGUGUAC
Aspergillus ochraceoroseus IBT 24754 is the source of this 2090-nucleotide messenger RNA. RefSeq lists its product as uncharacterized. Lineage: Eukaryota; Fungi; Ascomycota; Eurotiomycetes; Eurotiales; Aspergillaceae. The record is from RefSeq and is a predicted model, not a curated record. Bases 135 to 2018 code for a protein of 627 amino acids. The transcript has a single exon.